Molecule: messenger RNA, 1176 nt
Organism: Pleurotus ostreatus (oyster mushroom)
Lineage: Eukaryota; Fungi; Basidiomycota; Agaricomycetes; Agaricales; Pleurotaceae
Exons: 5
Coding region: 1-1176 (391 amino acids)
Source: RefSeq, a predicted model, not a curated record
AUGGUCCACCUCGACAAUAGACUCGCCGUCGUUCUCUUCAUAUGCACCCUGCUUGCAUUCGUGGUAGAAUCGCAGCUGACCCAGUAUGUGCAGACGACCUGCAACUAUCGCCAUCCCUUCUUCAUAUUCUACAUCGUGCACUCGUCCUUCUCUCUUAUCCUACCAGCCCAUAUGCUCUAUUUCAUGGUGACUUCGAACCAUUCGCCAUAUACCCUUCUGAAUGGGCUUUCCCUCGCCAUCAAGGAUCAUCUAGAACCUAUCCAAGCUUCGGCUUCGACAACGUUCCCCCGGAAAGCCUUCUUUCGGCUAAUCGCAUUCUUGACUGUGGGCAUCACAUACCCAGGGCUACUAUGGUUCGCAGCUAUAUCGAUGGCCUCGGUUAGCGAUGUCACAGCCAUCUGGAACACAAACGCCUUCUUUGCGUACAUUCUCACCGUUAAAUUAUUCCAUCUCAAAUGGGAACCUCGACGGUUAAUUGCCGUUCUAAUCGCGACGCUUGGUACUCUCGCUGUCGUUUAUGGAGGCGUCACAACAAGCCGGGAUGAAAACAUGGAAUCGCUUAACCUUCCCUCGUUCAAACCCAGCGCACCUCUCAUCGGCGAUCUCUUGACCCUGGUAGCGUCUGCUGGGUAUGGCCUCUAUCAGGUCCUAUAUAAGAAAUACGCUGCUCUUCCUUCUGAUCCAGAGCUUGUUGCGGAAGGCUUAUACGAGGCCAUAUCCGACUCUGAGGAUGCAUCACAUGGCGAAGCUUAUACUUCCAUGACAGACUCCAUAACAGACAAGGACGAUAUGGUCUACCCACCUCCUUUCGGGCUGUAUCCAAAUGCGUUAACCUCUGCUAUCGGGUGCUGUACCCUCGCAUUGUUAUGGAUCCCCUUGCCAAUAUUGCAUUACUUUGACGUUGAGAUUUUCGCUUGGCCUCCGGACUGGGCAACUACGUUCGCUAUCGCCGGUAUUGCACUGAGCGGGCUCAUCUUCAACGCAGGUUUCAUGAUUCUUUUGGGAGUGUGGGGCCCGAUCAUCACUUCUGUUGGUAACCUGCUUACCAUCGUGCUGGUGUUCUUCUCGGAUGUUAUAUUUGGUGCCGGGAUUCAAGCCGUAACAGGAUGGAGCCUUGUAGGAUGCGGCGCCAUCAUCGCUGCUUUUGGUGUGCUUGCAUAUGACAUGGCUUCAUGA